AGAAGACGACUGGAUAAUAUCAUCAAUAUUAUUAUUAUUAUUAAAAUAGUCGCUCCUUAUCAGCCCAAGCUUUAUUAUUUAUACACAUUUUUUGGGUUUAUAUGUACACAACCUGGACCGACGUGAAGGUGUCUGAGAUGAUGCGUGCAGCUCGUAGCCCCGCCUCCGUCCCCUCCGUCCCCCCCGGUCCUGGUACCCCGGACCUCAGCCUGACCGGAACCCGGGUCCCCGCGUCCAGGAGGCCCGGCAGCGGCAGUGGCGGGUCGCCGUCCACGGGACCGGGGAGGAGCUUCUCCCGGUCGGUGUCGGUGGCCGGAGACGGCCGCGGAAAACACAACACGCUGGGUGACGGUGGCGUCGGCGGCUCGCGCUCCAGCAAGAACCUGAGGAGAUCCAGCAGCAGCACGACGGUGCACCAGCAGGCCGGCAGCACCCUAAGCCAGGAGCGCCCGGACGACUACCUGGCUCUGUUGGACGGCGGCUCCACCGGACGCAGGAAGCUAGCCGGCCUCAGCAAGAUCUCGGCGGACAGAACCACCUGGAACAUCCUGGACGACCAGCCCAGAUCUCCCCCCCAUCACCCGGGCCCCCGCAACGCCGGCAGGAAGAGGGAGCCCGGCAUCGCGCUAGCCGCCACCUUCACCGCCAACAACCGGAGCAACAAGGGCGCUGUAGGAAACGCCGUCACCACCAUCCUGCACAACAACUACUCCGACAAGCCGCUCACGCCCAAGAGCUCCAACCAGAGGCCGACGUUCAACAACAUCCUGAAGGCGUCGGUGAGCGACGAGCCGCCUCCGGAGGACGACUCUGUCUCCAGAAACUCCGUCUCCAGGUCCCAGAAGAACUUCUCAUCCUCGUCGUCUCCUUCGUCCAGCAGAUCCCCGGCGACGGCUCGGCGCCGCAGCAGCCCGGACCAGCCGCGGAGGACGGAGGUGUCGGAGGAGGAGGCCGAGAGGUUCAUCCAGCAGGUGAACCGGGCCGCCGUCACCAUCCAGCUCUGGUACCGACGUCUGUCCAGGAGGAAACACGCCGACCGGGCCGCGGCCCAGCAGAUCCUCGCUGACAGAAAGGAGUCGGGGGGGAAACAGGAGGCCGGUCGCCCCGAGCAACGGAGGAAGGUGGAGGACAGGAAGAAGAUCCGGGAGGAGAAAGCUCGACUGGCCCGACUUGCAGCUAUCCAGGAGCUGCACCAGAAGAGGGAGCAGCACCAAACCCUGGAGACGCAGCCUGACGCCGAGGCGGAGCUGGAGACUCAGAACAACACAGACUCGGGGCUGAACCUCGGAAACCUGAGCUUCAGACCCGCCUCUCCGGCCUCGUCCAAUCACAGAGGCUCUCAGAGUUCCCAUCCGUUACUGUCGGAGCAGCAGGCCAGAGCUUCAGGAGCUCCAGGAGCUUCAGGGGCAUCAGGGGACGACAGGAAGCUAACCCGGAAAGAGAGGAGCCGUCUACCUCCACCCUCUUCCUCCCAGCAGGUGGAAACGCAGCAGGCUGGAAACCCGAGACCGGCCGCUAACGAGGGAUCUUCGUCCGUCGGUGCGACUCUGAGCAGCUCUCCAAUGCCCCCGCCGGACUUGAAGACCAGGAACAAAGACUCCGGGUCAGGUGUCCUGGCCGACAGUUUGGGGGACGAUUCUCCGGCUUUAACCAACCGACGAGGAUCCCAGUCGUCUCAGCACCAGGAGGCUCCGUCCAGAACCACCCUGACGGAGCUGCUGGACACCCUGAAGCUGCUGGAGGACGAGUCGGCGCCGCCGGGGCGCUACCACAAGGAGAAGUACGCCUGGAUCGACCAGGACGGAGACUCCACCUGCCUCACCACCGAUAACCUGGAGUGGCACGGCACGCUGAGUCACCGUCCGGUGCUAGCGGACCGCGGCACGCUGAGUCAUCAUUCGGUGCUAGCGGAGCACGGCGCGCCGAGUCACCGUCCGGUGCUAGCGGACCGCGGCGCGCUGCUGUCGGAGGCCAAACUGCAGAGCAUCAUGAGCUUCCUGGACGAGAUGGAGAAGUCGGAGCAGGAGAGACCGAGAUCCCCCACCCCGGGGUCGCACCGAGAGGCGCUGCUGUCCGAGGACGACGUGGCUGGACUGGAUCACGCGUCGGCCACGGCCGCCGAGGUCUCCGGCUCCAUGCUGAGGAUCCGGAUGGAGCUGGAGGAGAAGAAGAGGAGCGUUAGCAUGCUGCAGACGGCGCUGGCCCAGCAGAGGGAGCUGACGGAGAGACACAUGAGGGACCUGGAGACGGAGCUGAACAGGAACAUGCAGCUGCAGAAGGAGCAGUACGAAGCUACGAUCCAGAGACACCUGACCUUCAUAGACCAGCUCAUCAGUGAUAAGAAGACUCUCUCCCAGCGCUGCGAGGCCGUGGUGACGGAGCUGAAACAGAUGGACCAGAAAUCCAGCAGGAAGAUGGAGCAGAUGCAGCAGCAGCACCAGAUGGAGAUCAAGAAGCUGAAGGAGGUCAUGAGCGCCUCGGAGAAGAUCCGCCGGGAGAAAUGGAUCGACGAGAAAACCAAGAAGAUCAAGGAGGUGACCGUCAAAGGGCUGGAGCCGGAGAUCCAGAAACUCAUCUGCAAGCACAAGCAGGAGCUGCAGAAGCUGCGGACGCUGCACGAGGCGGAUCUGCUGCAGGCGGACGAGCGCGCCGCGCGGCGCUACGUCCAGCAGACGGAGGAGCUGCGCUGCCAGCUGGAGAGAGAACGGGAGGAGCAGAGCCAGAGAGAGAGGGAGCAGGCCAAGCAGAGGUUUGAGAAGCAGCUGCAGGAGGAGCAGCUGCUCCUGCAGCUGCAGAGGAGGCGUCUCCACCAGGAGGUGAACGAGGAGAAGGAGAGGCUGGCCACGCUGGCCGCCAGGCAGCGCUCCGAGCUGGAGGAUCUCCGGCAGCAGCUGGAGGAGAACAGUUCCCUGGCCGGCCGGACGCUCCGGGAGGAGCUGGACCGGACCCGGAUGGAGCAGGAGAGACGGCACCAGGUGGAGAUGAAAGUUCUGCAGGAGCGUCUGGACCUGGAGAAGCAGAGCUGGGAGGAAAGUUACAAGUCCAGAGAGGAGGCCUGGAUGCUGAGCCGCGAGCACGCCCUGAAGCAGGAGCUCCGGCAGGACCGGGACAAGGAGAUCCAGCGAGCCAUCUGGACGCUGGAGGAGGAAACCAGCCGGGACAAGGAGGAGUGUGAUCGGGCCGCCGAAAGCAGGGUGAAGCGUAUCCGGGACAAGUACGAGGCGGAGCUGAGGGAGCUGGAGAAUUCGACGAGGGCGGCCGUGGCGAAGCAGCAGGAGCUGAGGAAGCAGCAGGUGGAGACGGACGGAGAAAUGAUCCGGCUGCAGGCGGCGCUACGGCAGAAGGAGCAGGAGGCCGAAGACGUCACGCGGAGCAGGGACAAGCUGGCGGAGGAGCGCCACAGCCUGGCCGAGGUGAUCCGGCAGGAGUUCGCCGAGCGCCUGGUGGCGACGGAGGAAGAGAACCGGCAGCUGAAGACGGAGGUGUCGGAGGUCCGAGCCCGGCUCCGGUUGGAGGUGGAGAGGAUCAGCCGGGAGAAGGAGGAGGAGCUGGCCGAGGUGCAGCAGCGGGUUAAAUCAGCCGUCAUGAAGAAGGAGGAAACUGUGAACAACCUCCGGAAGCAGCACGAGGCUGCUCUAAAGAGAGCCGACCACCUGGAGUCCUUGUGGGAGCAGCAGAGGAAGCAGCUGCAGCACAAGUGAGGGGUUUCUGCAGGGGCUAAACCGGGUCUACCGGUUCCACCAUUUCCACCUGGCUCCUGCAGGUUUCUGCGUGGUCUCCAUCGACUCCACCAUCUUCAUCUGGCUCCACCAGCUCCACCAUCUCCACCUCCGAGCCGUUGGGCUGCGGUUUUCCUCCCUGCAGGUGUGAACAUGUGGCCUGAACUCCGUCCUGGACCUGAAACCACAAGUCCCUGCCCCCCAAACCCCCCCCUUAGACACCAAGAACUGGUUGGAGCUCCACCCUCGUCACCCAGCAGUCCCCCCAUGGAGCCCCCACCUCCGUUCCUCCACCUUCACCCCCCCUGAAGUUCCUGGUUGAUCAGGUCCAGAUGUUCCUGACAGCAGUAGGGGGGGUUGGUGGUGUUUCUGCUGGUCUCCCUGUAAUCAGUGUCGCCUGCAGGCGCUAAACCCCCUAAACCCCCACCCCUGUUAACGCCCCCAACAGCUACGACACCUUCAGUCUUUAGAGAUUUAAAUCUAAAGUUGGUGAAACUCCAACGUGAGGGUUUGAGGGCCUGAAGGAAGUCGGGGGGAGAAAGAAAGUCGGGGGGAGGAAUGAGGGAAUGAAACCAUGAAACCGCUGCAGAGGAAGAAUGUCUGAGGUUUGAGGUCGGAUGAUUGCAGCUCUGAGUUUCUCUGUUUAUCUGAGGCUCCAGAGAGGAGGAAGGAGGAAGGAGCCGUCGUUGGGCCUUUUAUUUUUAUUUUACUGGCAGGACUGCUAAAUGCUAGUUUUGGUAACGGUUGCCGGAGCCGAGACGUCCAAAUAUCUGAAUGUCUAAAUGUCUGAAUGUCCGAAUGUUUGAAUGUCCGAAUGUCCGUGUGUCCGAAUGUUUGAAUGUUUGAAU
Messenger RNA from Cololabis saira (Pacific saury), 4567 nucleotides. RefSeq names its product centrosomal protein 131 (gene cep131). The record is from RefSeq and is a predicted model, not a curated record. Bases 102 to 3701 code for a protein of 1199 amino acids. The transcript has 27 exons. Lineage: Eukaryota; Metazoa; Chordata; Actinopteri; Beloniformes; Belonidae. Gene Ontology annotation, biological process: cilium assembly; intraciliary transport involved in cilium assembly; regulation of centrosome duplication. Gene Ontology annotation, cellular component: centriolar satellite.